AUGGCUUCCAACACAUCUGUCCAAGAGCCCUCCAGCCCAACAUCCCCAACUUGUCUGGCCGGCAGCUUCAGAUUAUACGAUCCCGCCACAUCGAAACCUUCCUCGAAGCCAUCUUCCAAGCGCUCUUCUCGCUCAAACCUCUCUAUCGAUCUCUCCUCCAUCCCUCCUCUUAUGACUCCUUCUCCUCCUACAAACACCCUCCUUAUCACAAACCUUAAAGACGCCGAUAUCUUCCGUGCGGACCAUCUCCAGGGUCUUCGAGACGUUAUCGCCUCCUCAGCUACUCUCGCUUCAUGGGCUCCUCUAAAGUCCUUCGCCCGUAUCGUCUGCUCAUUCUACUCUGAAGAAGAUGCUAUCAAAGUUCGUGGCGAGCUAGACGGCGAAUCCCUAAUGGGACACCGAAUGAGAAUAUAUUUUGGGACCCACACACCCGUUACACCCCCAACAGACCAACAUCUCCAGGCUCCGGAAUCGCAAAAGUUGUUCUUUAUCUCCCCACCUCCAAGUCCUCCAGUUGGCUGGGAAUCCCGAAACGAAGAACCACCAAAUACCUUGGUUAUGCCAGAGGAUCUAGCUUCCGCACUAUCGAAACUCAGCUGGAAUACUGCAGCUCAGGGUACUGCUUCACCAGUUGACGGACAAGAGGGGUCUUCCGCUACAGGGCCAGCUAUUCGUCGACAGAGGUCCGGUAGCUCCACUGUCCUGUUCGAACCUAGCAAUAAGGAUGGGAUGACAGUUCCCGGAGUUACUGUUGACGACUUCUCUGACGACGAAGGAGCUGCCAGCCCUGCGGAGAACCCUUCGAUUGGAAUCACACAUACAUCCAGACCACCAAUUGAAACCAUUCAUGACGCUUAA
Orbilia oligospora ATCC 24927 is the source of this 858-nucleotide messenger RNA. RefSeq lists its product as uncharacterized. Gene Ontology annotation, molecular function: nucleic acid binding; calcium-dependent protein serine/threonine phosphatase regulator activity. Gene Ontology annotation, cellular component: cytoplasm; nucleus. NCBI's taxonomy places the organism in Eukaryota, Fungi, Ascomycota, Orbiliomycetes, Orbiliales, Orbiliaceae. The coding region runs from base 1 to 858 and encodes 285 amino acids. The record is from RefSeq and is a predicted model, not a curated record. The transcript has a single exon. Gene Ontology annotation, biological process: calcium-mediated signaling.